Loxodonta africana (African savanna elephant) is the source of this 2737-nucleotide messenger RNA. It is a transcript of the gene IDH1, whose product is annotated as isocitrate dehydrogenase (NADP(+)) 1. The coding region runs from base 321 to 1565 and encodes 414 amino acids. The transcript has 10 exons. Gene Ontology annotation, molecular function: NAD binding; magnesium ion binding; isocitrate dehydrogenase (NADP+) activity. The record is from RefSeq and is a predicted model, not a curated record. Gene Ontology annotation, cellular component: peroxisome; mitochondrion; cytosol. NCBI's taxonomy places the organism in Eukaryota, Metazoa, Chordata, Mammalia, Proboscidea, Elephantidae. Gene Ontology annotation, biological process: isocitrate metabolic process; NADP+ metabolic process.
GAGGCGUUCCCCAUUCCGCGCCCCGGCUGCAGGUUUAAAGUCCCGGGAGCGGAGAGGGAGGGGGAGGACGUCGAGACCGGAAAGGAGGAACGAACCUGCUUCGGUUGCAGCCCUCUAGGACGUCUGCAGGCCAAGGGCCUGCUGGUCACAGCGUCACCCAAGGACGUCCAAACCCAGAGACCCGCUAACGGUCGACAACCCAGGAACACUCCUACAGACGCACCCUCCAUGAGAUAGACUGCAUUCAGCUGAGUCUGCAAGACUGAGACGAGUUGGGUUGAUUACAGGUUGAUUGACAGUAGAGGUCUGUUUAAGUCAAAAUGUCCCCCAAAAUCCAGGGUGGUUCUGUGGUAGAGAUGCAAGGAGAUGAAAUGACCCGAAUCAUUUGGGAACUAAUUAAAGAAAAGCUCAUUUUGCCCUAUGUGGAGUUGGACCUACACAGCUAUGAUUUAGGCAUAGAGAAUCGUGAUGCCACCAAUGACCAGGUCACCAAGGAUGCUGCAGAAGCUGUAAAGAAAUAUAACGUUGGCGUCAAGUGUGCUACUAUCACCCCUGAUGAAAAAAGGGUUGAGGAGUUCAAGUUGAAACAAAUGUGGAAAUCGCCAAACGGCACCAUCCGGAAUAUUCUGGGUGGCACUGUCUUCAGGGAAGCUAUCAUCUGCAAAAAUAUCCCCCGGCUUGUGAGUGGAUGGGUAAAACCCAUCAUUAUAGGUCGCCAUGCUUACGGGGAUCAAUACAGAGCAACUGAUUUUGUUGUACCUGGGCCUGGAAAAGUAGAGAUAACCUACACACCAAGUGAUGGAGCCCAAAAGGUGACAUACUUGGUACAUGAUUUUGAAGACUGUGGUGGUGUUGCCAUGGGAAUGUACAAUCAAGAUAAAUCAAUCGAAGAUUUUGCACACAGUUCUUUCCAGAUGGCUCUGUCUAAGGGUUGGCCUUUGUAUCUGAGCACCAAAAACACUAUUCUGAAAAAAUAUGAUGGACGUUUUAAAGACAUCUUUCAGGAGAUAUAUGACAAGCAGUACAAAUCCCAAUUUGAAGCCCAAAACAUCUGGUAUGAACAUAGGCUCAUCGAUGACAUGGUGGCCCAAGCUAUGAAAUCAGAGGGUGGCUUCAUCUGGGCCUGUAAGAACUAUGAUGGUGAUGUGCAGUCAGACUCCGUGGCCCAAGGUUAUGGCUCCCUUGGUAUGAUGACCAGCGUGUUGGUCUGUCCAGAUGGCAAGACAGUAGAAGCGGAGGCUGCCCACGGGACUGUCACACGUCACUACCGCAUGUACGAGCAAGGUCGGGAGACAUCCACCAAUCCCAUUGCUUCCAUUUUCGCCUGGACCAGAGGGUUAGCCCAUAGAGCUAAGCUUGAUAACAACAACGAGCUUAGUUUCUUUGCAAAGGCUUUGGAAGAAGUCUGCAUUGAGACCAUUGAGGCUGGCUUCCUCACCAAGGACUUGGCUGCUUGCAUUAAAGGUUUACCCAAUGUGCAACGGUCUGACUACUUGAAUACCUUUGAAUUCAUGGACAAACUCGAAGAAAACUUGAAAAUAAAACUAGCUCAAGCCAAACUUUAAGAUCAUACUUUGGCUUAGGACCUUAAGGUUGUUACUUUUUUUUUUUGUAACUAGGUCCAUUGGUUUACAUUUUUCUGUAUAACACUCAAGGGUAAAAACAAAAUCAAUUUUGUAAUUUGUCUAGAAACCAGAAAUUAUCUUUCCUAUACAUUUACAGUUUUUUUUUUUUCUUAUACCUACAUGAAUGUGGCAGGAGACUUUGUUUCUACAGGCAGUCCCUGGGUUACGAACAUCCGAUUUACCUACAACCCCGUAGUUAAAAUCAACCCCCAUAAAGGCUAUUAUAUUAAAAAUUCAAGGUAUAUACAGUGGUUCAUAAUAACAAUGUGUAUCAAAACAUUAUUGUUAUUAUUACUGUAUUUUGUUCAAGGUGUUUUACUGCAUCUGAAAGUGUUUCUUUAAUGUUUUUUAUGCACAGCAAGGCACAUUAUAUACUAAGACAAACACUUAACUGACAUUAGAUACAAUCUAUACCUAACUGUUGUGACUUAGGUACAAAUUUGACUUAAAGACAGGUUUAGGAACUGAACUUGUUCCCUAAUCUGGGGACUGGCUGUACUUGCUUUUCUAGUAGCAGCCUAGGAAUUACUUUAGUACUCCUUGUACUUACUGUCACUUUUUCUCAUGUUCAGAAAUAAAUGACCAAAAUCAAGAGUGCUUGGAAGGGUAAACUAGAGCCACAGUAUUGUUCUCUUCCAAAUUUACUCUCUCCCCCUCAUUCAUGGCCUGGGGCACUGGCUGGUUUUGGUGAUACUGAUCCCUCAUUAUGUGAGAUGGAGCUGUACGUUGAACUUGUGCAGUUUUGGAACAAAGAGCAUGAGUUAACUAAAACGUUUGGCUGUCAUUUUUGGAAAGAGUUCCUGUUGAAUGUUUUGAAGAUGCUAAAUGUUUUGGAGGACACAGGGGAGUUUGGAAUCCAGAAUAAAUACUACCUGGAGAUUUGUCCUCUGUUUGUCCUACCUCCGCUUGUCUUGUGUGGCCUGAGUAUUGAGCUACCCUAAAUACAUUUUUUCAUCCAAGUGCAAUAAUACAAGCUGCACCUUUUCUGGACUCUUGUUGGCUUGUUUUCUUUUAUAUAAAUGUGAUUUUUCAGAAGUUAGCGUUCAACACUAUUCUGGUCAUGUUCCUCCUCUGAACUGUUAAUUUUAAAUAAAAUUAAAUGCUAAUGGCUA